AUGUGUCUGGUGUGUUUAUGUGAUGAUGAAGAAACAUAUUGAGGGAGACAACAAGUACCUGGGUAGUGUCCUUACUGUGGAGGUAAAGUGCAAAUGUUUGAUGUCGUCAGAAAAUGGAUGUUUUGUUUUGUUUCUCUCUGUUUCAAGAUCAAGAGUAGGUAUUUGUGUUCUUCUUGUGAUUGUCAUCUUGUUUUGUAACAUUAACGUUCUUAUAAACUAAAUUGGGAUAUUAUUAUUCAUGGGUUUGUUUUGUUUUGUUUUACAAUUGCGACAAUGACAAGAUGGACACAACAAUAACAUGAAACGGAUAUAAACAAGUUUGUAUGUACGAAGACAAACCUUUUUAUCUAGCAUAAGAAAAUUGAGACUAAUGAUUUCGUUUUGGAUUUUUAGCUAUCCAAACAAAUAAAACUCUUCCGAC
Molecule: messenger RNA, 421 nt
Organism: Brassica napus (rape)
Lineage: Eukaryota; Viridiplantae; Streptophyta; Magnoliopsida; Brassicales; Brassicaceae
Exons: 1
Source: RefSeq, a predicted model, not a curated record